Molecule: messenger RNA, 1983 nt
Organism: Neolamprologus brichardi
Lineage: Eukaryota; Metazoa; Chordata; Actinopteri; Cichliformes; Cichlidae
Source: RefSeq, a predicted model, not a curated record
AUGAUUUGGACCUUGUGCCUUGUGAAGCUGCCCCUGGCCGAGCCCGUCGCCUGUGGGUACAACAAGGCUGCAGAAAGCAACUCAAAGAAUGAAAAGGCGUGGCUCCUGGAGGCUCAGGAGAGUCACGGUGGGGCCUCGUGGAUCAGAAUAAUCCUGGUGCCUCCUGUGGAUACUGAUUGGGAUCAUGUUUGGGAAGCUAGUCGCAUCUUCAGACUUAACAACAUUUCCAAGGCCUUGGUCUUUCUGGAUGACAGACAUGUAAAGCUGCUUGGCAUCGAUGCUUCUGGAAUUGCUGAUGGAAAACCGUCUGUUGUUCUUCACCUUGUUUGGAGCAUCAUCUUGCAUUUUCAGGUAAAGGAGGUGAUGGGAGGCCUCCAGAAGCAUUUGUCUUCCAGCCUUUCCGCCUUGUCAAUGAGCAGUUAUCCAUCCUCUAAUGACCUCUCACCCCAGCCAAGUGACACUGGCACAUACUCUUGCAGCACUCUGCCAAGUAAAGGCAGGAAGGCUGGCAGGGAAGCAAAGUAUCAUGGGAAAGCAAUCAAGGUGCUUCUGCAAUGGGUCCAAAGAUGCACAUCAAAGUACGGGGUGGACGUGAAGGAUUUUGGGAAGAGCUGGAGGAGCGGCUUGGCAUUUCUUGCUUUGGUUAAGUCCAUAAACCCAGACAUGGUUGAUCUGAGGGAAAGCUUUCAUCGAGAUCCAGUGGAAAACAUCCGGCAGGCUUUCAUGAUAGCCCAUCACAGCUUGGAUGUACCUCCACUGCUGGAGCCUGAAGAUGUGACAUGCACUUCACCAGACGAGCAGUCCAUCAUCACCUACGUCUCGAUGUUCCCAAAGUGUCACUCAGGCACAGAUGAGGCUCCCACACCAGAUAUUGACAUUCCCGAGAUUCCCAGUUUUGGAUCACUUGAGUCAGUCAGCUUUGAAGAGACUGACGCUGAUGUUCCAGAAGUCCAGGUGUUGCUGGAAGGCUUGGAGAAGAGCAGCGAGCAGCUUCUGUGGAAGCGUUGGUCUCGGAGAUCUUCAGGAAGUCCCCGUUCUCCGUCCUUUCGCACAAACGGAACAGCUGCCUCCGACCAACCUGCUGGGACUGCUUCAGACUCACAUUACAAAAAAAGGAAAGGCAGUGCACGAAGCUGCUAUUCUUUAAGCUCCGAGGAAGGAAUCUACGGCUUACCAUCGCUGGAUUCAGAUGAGGAGGAUGCAUAUAGCUACAUCCUAGAGCUGAAUAAAGAUGUGUUUCAACCAUCUAAUCAGCUGAAAAGACAAGCACCAAAGGUCAAAGAGGAAACAGCAGAGGAAAUAAAAGAAGAAUCCAAAUAUCAGGGAGGCUCCUUUUUACAAAAGGCUGAUUUUGAGCUUGAAUCGGCCCAGGCAGUGGUGCACAGGAAGUUUGAUUUUGACAAAAAUGAAAGAAAUCUCAGAAAAAUGACAGACGGUGGAGCAGCGCUUGACUUUAAGCCAGAGGGUGAAAGUAGAAGCACAGAGGAGCAUGAAGAGCAGCGGGCUAAUAGAGCACAGACCGAUGAUGAUGGGGAUUAUUGUGAGGAAGAAAGGGGGAAAAAGAUGUUCAAGAAUGGGGUCAACAAAACAGAGGACGAUGCAGCGCAAGCAACUGUUGAAGUGGCCCGUUGGCAGGAAGACACCGAGGACAGAAGAGAUGCAGAGCUUUCCAAAAAACGUGGACAGGUGGGAGGGCAGGAUUUAGGGAAUGAAAGCCAAGAUGCUGCUGUGAUGAAAGAAGAUGGGAAGAGCCAGAAAAGUACAAAUUCAGAAAGUUUUAAGAGUGAAGUAAAUGGAAAAAUAAUAACUGAUGAGGCUGCCUGUGAAGUCAGAAGUGACACAGAAGAAGAAAGUGGCAGGAAGUGCAAAGAAGAAAAAAUGAGAGACGCUGAUGAAGCGAUGGAUUCAGCAGAGUCUGGGUUUGUUAAAUCAGCAGCUGGAGAGGAGACGACAGCGACAGAGCACGAUGGGGAGGAGAGUCCC